This is a messenger RNA of Trypanosoma theileri, 804 nucleotides long. RefSeq names its product NAD(P)-dependent oxidoreductase. The record is from RefSeq and is a predicted model, not a curated record. The transcript has a single exon. The coding region runs from base 1 to 804 and encodes 267 amino acids. NCBI's taxonomy places the organism in Eukaryota, Euglenozoa, Kinetoplastea, Trypanosomatida, Trypanosomatidae. Gene Ontology annotation, molecular function: 3-hydroxybutyrate dehydrogenase activity.
AUGACUCAACGGGGAGGAGGUAUUUUGGCUGGAAAGGUGGCACUUGUGACUGGCUCAACAGGAGGCAUUGGUCUUGGCAUUGCACAUCAACUCGCAAAGGCCGGUGCAGAUGUGAUCCUUAACGGCAGAAGUCAAACACCUCGAGAUCCAAAUCUUAUUAAUAACGUCUCUUCUCAUGGAACACGCGUUCGUUACUUUGGGGCCGAUACAAAAGAUCGUUCACAAAUUGAAGGAAUGUUAAAAUAUGCAGAAAAGGAACUUGGUGCUGUGGAUAUUUUGGUAAAUAAUGCCGGUAUCCAACAUGUAUGCCCAGUGGAUACUUUUCCUGUUGAAAAAUGGGAUGAUAUCAUCGCACUUAAUCUUUCAGCUGCCUUUCAUGCUACCCAAGUUUGUUUACCUGGAAUGCGAAGUCGUGGAUGGGGACGUAUUAUUAAUAUUUCCUCUGUUCAUGGACAAGUUGCAUCUGUUAAUAAGGUUGCCUAUUGUGCUGCUAAGCAUGGAUUAAUUGGAUUAACCAAAGUUGUGGCUUUGGAAACGGCUACAACGGGAAUUACAUGUAAUGCGGUUUGUCCUGGGUGGGUAUUAACACCACUUGUGGAAGAACAAAUUAAGGCGAUCGCAGAUUCCAAGUUUAAUGGUGAUAAAGAAGCCGCAACGCACGACCUGUUAUCAGAAAAACAACCAUCCAAUGCGUUUGUAACGGUUGAACAGAUUGGAGAUGCUGUGGUUUAUCUCGCUUCACCAGGGGCAGAUCAGAUUCGAGGUACUGCCAUUACUCUGGAUGGUGGCUGGGUGGCUCGAUAA